ACCUUCCGCCCCCUCCACUACGGAUCAAGGUCCGUGGCAUAGCCGUCAUUCCAGGCAUUCCUCGUCCCGACCCGUCCGGGGGAACGUGUCACACAGGCCGAAGAAAGCUAAACAAUAGUUUCUCGGAUUUAUUUCCUCUAACUCGAUAUUAGUUGAUAGUUUUCUCUUUUAUAAAAAACUAAAGGAAAACGGUCUGCAUCCGGACGAAGUCGUUAUUAUCAAACCCCCCCUCCCCGAACGGGAUACACCGUAUUUUCCCUUUUACCCUGUAGGAAUUGGGAACUCCUCGCCCUAUCCGGAUACUCGCAUCUCCGACAUAGUAAUGGACACGGGGGAAUCGCCUUUGGAUGUUUUGUCCCGAGCGGCCACAAUGGUGCAGGACAACAUUCUUCCUCCAUCAUAUGAUGAAGCAAGACUUUCUAAAUGCCGAGAAGAAGCUGGAGGAAAAUGGAGGAGGUCGAGGCAUCGGAAAGACCCUCCCGAAUAUUCUGCUCACUUCCCUCAAAUAGGGGAACCAAUCGACCUUUCUACAAGGCGUAUCAGAGGAUCACCACCGUCGUACUCACAGACGAUUGCCUUCCAGAAGCAGUCAAGGGGCUCGGUGAUAUGCAUACCGAACCGGUCCGAAGCCGGCGGCGUGUGCGACCCGAUGAUAGAUGAGCACUUCAGGAGGUCGUUAGGCAAGGACUACCUCAGCUCGGCUGAAGAGGGCGAGGCGAGUGAUGCGUCAGUGGACAAGACGGACUCCUCAUCACUCUCAGUCGACGACCAUUUUGCCAAAGCCCUCGGCGACAACUGGCUCGAGCUACAGCGAGAGACGGAAGAAAAAAAGAACAAACAGAACGAUAAAAAUGAGCCAAGGCGAACUGUGUACACCUAGGAUGCUGGCAUAAAGCAAAAAAAAACCACUUAUUUAUUUAAUAUAUAAAGAAUGAAGCAAAAUCAUAAAAUAAAACAUAAAUUCGGCUUAAUUUUCAGGCUGUUUGACUAAAACGUUCAUGCAUGCAGCCUUGGAAUAUAUUAAUUUUCCAUCUCACGAACAAGAAUUUUUUCACUUUAUGUUUAUUUUUUGUAAGCAUAUUUUUUCUUCUCCUUUUUAUUAAUUAAGUGCAAUGUAUUUAAAUU
This is a messenger RNA of Cimex lectularius (bed bug), 1125 nucleotides long. RefSeq names its product transcription cofactor vestigial-like protein 4. Gene Ontology annotation, biological process: negative regulation of DNA-templated transcription. The transcript has 5 exons. The record is from RefSeq and is a predicted model, not a curated record. Gene Ontology annotation, molecular function: transcription coactivator binding. Bases 323 to 880 code for a protein of 185 amino acids. NCBI's taxonomy places the organism in Eukaryota, Metazoa, Arthropoda, Insecta, Hemiptera, Cimicidae.